Triplophysa dalaica is the source of this 1351-nucleotide messenger RNA. It is a transcript of the gene ube2ib, whose product is annotated as ubiquitin-conjugating enzyme E2Ib. Lineage: Eukaryota; Metazoa; Chordata; Actinopteri; Cypriniformes; Nemacheilidae. The transcript is spliced from 7 exons. Gene Ontology annotation, biological process: protein sumoylation. Gene Ontology annotation, cellular component: nucleus. Gene Ontology annotation, molecular function: SUMO conjugating enzyme activity. The record is from RefSeq and is a predicted model, not a curated record. The coding region runs from base 177 to 650 and encodes 157 amino acids.
AGCCUCGCUGGUCCUGAUUAGACUGUUUCAGAACCGAAUGUGUUUUCGGGAGGGAAACUUCACAGCAUUGGUUCUGAGUCAAAUACGUUUCGAGUGAGCGGACCCAGAAGUCGUAUAACGCUGGGAUUCACGAGAUUACACAUACUUAGACACCUUUCUCCAUAGAAUUAGUGGUCAUGUCUGGCAUUGCUCUGAGUCGACUUGCACAAGAGCGUAAAGCAUGGAGGAAAGACCAUCCAUUCGGCUUUGUUGCUGUGCCAACAAAAAACCCAGACGGCACAAUGAAUCUUAUGAACUGGGAAUGUGCAAUUCCAGGAAAGAAGGGGACACCGUGGGAAGGAGGGCUGUUUAAGUUAAGGAUGCUAUUUAAAGAUGACUACCCAUCUUCACCCCCAAAAUGUAAAUUUGAACCUCCACUGUUCCAUCCCAAUGUGUAUCCUUCAGGAACGGUGUGUCUGUCCAUUCUGGAGGAAGACAAGGACUGGAGACCUGCCAUCACCAUUAAACAGAUCCUGUUGGGGAUUCAGGAGCUUCUAAAUGAACCAAACAUACAGGAUCCAGCUCAGGCAGAGGCUUACACUAUAUAUUGUCAGAAUCGAGUGGAGUAUGAGAAAAGAGUUCGUGCACAGGCCAAAAAAUUCUCCCCAUAAUAACCUGACGAGAGACUGGAGGAAUGAGAGGUUAUGUGGAUACUCGUGCUGUCCUCUUGCCGGGACUAAAAGGACUUAAAAUAUGACAUCUGUGCCAUCAACCUUACACUUUUACACACUCCUCUUUCCUUUUACUUUCAUAUUCUCUCCGUUCUGCUCAGUCAGAAUGAUAUCAGAAUGAUGUCAAAUUUCUUUACCCACGUUGAAUUCCCAUUGAGAAAUGACAUCUCAGUCUUCGGUCAAAGCAGGCUGUUUUUAGCUCUGUUCAGCUGGUGUGUGAAUACACAAACGUGUCAUUUUAUUAUGUUUGUGGGGUUUUCUUCCCACAGCGUGUGUGUGUGUGUUGUGUGUGUGUGCGUGCGUGCGUGUGAGUCUGUGUAUGUUCCUGUGUGUGUUUUUGGAUGGUUUAUUACAUUAUGUUGGUAGGUAAGACUGUGCUUCAUGCUGAUAUUUCCCCCAGAAUGCUGAUCUAGGACCGGUUUGCUCUUCAUAGGACAUGAUGUAUUUGACCAGUCACGUGGUCUUAGAUCUGUCUAGGAUUGUCUAAUGUUGAUAUGUCAGUUAAAGUCCAGAACAUUUACUCGAGGGAAAAGUGGAACCAGAGUUGGAUUCUCUCCAGCAUGAUGUACGUUUCUUCUCUGUUUGAUGGGAACAUGUGUUCACAGAUUGUGUGUAUGUUUAAUAAAACUUUCUACAAAAUA